Messenger RNA from Pedinophyceae sp. YPF-701, 1188 nucleotides. The record is from the annotation of a GenBank genome assembly. Lineage: Eukaryota; Viridiplantae; Chlorophyta; Pedinophyceae.
AUGAAGAGUUCGAGUACCGGGUCCGCCGCGUGGUGGCGGAUGGUGUCGAUCGUCCUCGGGGCGCUCCUGUGCGUGUCGCUGUUAGGGCGACCGGCGUCCCUGCAGCUCCACUCGCGCUCCUUCGCAUCGGACCCCCACGCGGACGCGCACCCCGUAGCGAGCGACAAGGGCGCAGGAGACGCGCAAGGAGGCGGGCUCGGGGCCCGGGAGACGGCGGGGGAGCCCCAGAGCGCCUCGGCGACCAGCCCGCCAGAGCCCGAGCCGGCAGGGCUCGCCCCGCCGCGGCUGGACCCGUCGAAAAAGUACGCGUACGUGUACUACGGCACGGACGCGACGUACUUCUGCGCGGCCGUCGUGAGCGCGACGCGCAUGCGCGAGCUGGUGUCGCCCAGCGUGGACAUUGCCAUCCUGGUGCCCACGCACCGCGCGCCCAUGUUCCGGGACGUGAUCGACCGCGCCGCAGAAGACGGGUUCACCAUCAUCGAGGUGCCGCGGUUCGUCCAGCCCUCGGGCGUGCACGCGGGGUACUACGCCGACGCGUUCACCAAGCUGCGCGUCUUCCAGCUGAAACAGUACGACCGCGUGAUCUUCCUGGACGCCGACUCGAUCCCGAUGAACAACCCGGACAACCUGUUCUUCCUCCCGCCGGCGAUGCUCGCCAUCCCGCGCGCGUCGUGGCAGAACCAGAUCUCGGUCACCACCGCGCUCAUGGUGAUCCAACCCUCGGACGUGGCCUGGGAGCGCGUCACCAUGUGGAUCGCCGACCGCUUGGGCUGGGGCAACGGCGACUACAACGAGAUGAAGCGCGUCACGGGCGACUGCGACACGAACGACAGCUGGGGCGCGCACAUGCUCCCCGAGGACAUCUACGACAUGGACCUGGUCAACAUGGCCUUCCGCGACGACAUGACCAUCCUCGGCGGGCACGAGCUGCUGCUGGACGCGCAGAUCAUGGACGAGCCCAUGUGGGAGGCCGGGCGCCCGGGCGGGCCCAACUGGAAGUUCAGUUUCCGGUUCGAGGCCAGCAGCGGGAUGGAGAUGCUGGACAUCGUCAAGGUGGUGCACUUCACGGCGGGCGGCAAGAUUUGGACCAAGGGCCCGGACCACCACGACCUGCAGCACCCGGAGAUGAAGGUCGUGUGGAAGGCGUGGCAGGACGCCGCGAACAAGGCCGUGUGCCACCCGUGA